UGGGUGGAGAGACCCUCUCGUAUAAAAGCCCCUGGCAGGCAGCUCUCACUCCAGAUCUGAGCUGUCCGCAGAAGCAGCUGGAGGCCAGGGGAGAAACUCCUGAAGGAGAGGUGAGUUCAAUCUCUUGGAAUUCAUUUUUACAAAUGCGUAUGAGAGUCUAGGGGAAUGCAAGAAUGUCUUGAUUCCACAAGUGUUGUCUGAGGCCAACUCCAUGACAGACACACUGUAUUUCUGGAGGAUAAUGGGACCUCUGCCCUGGUAACAGUUAGACAUUUGCCAUGGCCGAGCACUUCAAACAGGUCAUUAGAUGUCCUGUCUGUCUAAAAGAUCUUGAAGACGCCGUGCAACUGAAAUGUGGAUAUGCCUGCUGCCUCCAGUGCCUCAAUUCACUCCAGAAGGAGCCUGAUGGGGAAGGUUUACUGUGCCGUUUCUGCUCUGUGGUCUCUCAGAAGGAUGACAUCAAGCCCAAGUACAAGCUGAGGGCGCUGGUUUCCAUCAUCAAGGAACUAGAGCCCAAGCUGAAAUCUGUUCUAACAAUGAACCCAAGGAUGAGGAAGUUUCAAGUGGAUAUGACCUUGGAUGUGGACACAGCCAACAACUAUCUCAUCAUUUCUGAAGACCUGAGGAGUUUCCGAAGUGGGGAUUUGAGCCAGAAUAGGAAGGAGCAAGCUGAGAGGUUCGACACUGCCCUGUGCGUCCUGGGCAACCCUGGCUUCACUUCCGGCCGCCAUUACUGGGAGGUGGACGUGGGCACCAGCCAAGUGUGGGAUGUGGGCGUGUGCAAGGAAUCUGUGAACCGACAGGGGAAGAUUGAGCUUUCUUCAGAACACGGCUUCUUGACUGUGGGUUGCAGACAAGGAAAGGUCUUUGCUGCCAGCACUGUGCCUAUGACUCCUCUCUGGGUGGGUCCCCAGUUGCAAAGAGUGGGGAUUUUCCUGGAUGUAGGUAUGAGGUCCAUUUCCUUUUACAACGUUGGUGAUGGGUGCCAUAUCUACACAUUCAUCGACAUUCCUGUUUGCGAGCCAUGGCGUCCAUUUUUUGCUCAUAAACGUGGAAGUCAAGAUGAUCAGAGCAUCCUGAGUAUCUGUUCUGUGAUCAAUCCAGCCAGUGCCAGUGCCCCGGUUUAUUCUGGGGGAAAGUAAAUAAACAUUUGAACAAAAUCAUCUUUAGGAAGUUUCUGUACGCCCAUAGCCAUAGCUAGGAACUUUUCUGCUAGAUACACAUAGGUACAAAGGGACAGAAGGGAAAGAGCCAUCACUGUGUAAACCAUGAACAGAAAGCAAUUAUAUUAAUGAGGGGAAAAUUACAUUGUACUUAAAGUUUGUCAUGUUGUUUUCUUUGGGGCUUAUGUUUAUAUUUCUGUUCAAUAAAUAUUUUGAAAAUUCA
This is a messenger RNA of Gorilla gorilla gorilla (western lowland gorilla), 1386 nucleotides long. RefSeq names its product ret finger protein-like 4A. NCBI's taxonomy places the organism in Eukaryota, Metazoa, Chordata, Mammalia, Primates, Hominidae. The record is from RefSeq and is a predicted model, not a curated record. Bases 279 to 1142 code for a protein of 287 amino acids. The transcript has 3 exons. Gene Ontology annotation, molecular function: protein binding.